Molecule: messenger RNA, 2957 nt
Organism: Aspergillus alliaceus
Lineage: Eukaryota; Fungi; Ascomycota; Eurotiomycetes; Eurotiales; Aspergillaceae
Product: J domain-containing protein
Exons: 5
Coding region: 235-2394 (719 amino acids)
Biological process (GO): post-translational protein targeting to endoplasmic reticulum membrane; SRP-dependent cotranslational protein targeting to membrane
Cellular component (GO): Sec62/Sec63 complex
Molecular function (GO): transmembrane protein transporter activity; RNA binding
Source: RefSeq, a predicted model, not a curated record
AAUUAUCAAGACAGACGACAACCUUCCCUCCUGCCACUCACCCUCCUUUUACCUCUCCUAGAAGGGAAUAUGCUCCUGGAGGUAGCCACCUAGAUCCUGAAUUUCGUCGCCUAUUGCCACUCUACCCAGGAAGAUAUUCAUCUCACCAACACAUUUGUGUGUCCCGACGGUCACACGUUGUCCCAUAGUCUUGCCCAUCGCGGGCGACCGUGUCUUCUGUGAAACUGCGUCACCAUGUCUACAGAUUACACCUAUGAUGAACAGGGUCAAUUUUUCCCGUUCUUCAUCUUAACCCUCACGGGUCUGGUCACAUUUCCCUUAACAUAUAACCUUCUUAAGCCGAGCAAAGAACUUGAGAAUACCGCCCCUCGAAUAAAGUCAGGGUACAGGCCAGAACAUGGCGACCUCAUCGAGGCGCAGAAGCGUAAGCGCCUACGCAAAGAGCGCAGGAUCAAGCGCAUCGUUACCGUUAUUGUUGGUUAUGCCGUCAUGGCAUGGAUGGUUUAUUUGAUUCUUGUCACCGCGAGGACGGCACCGAAGAUCUGGGAUCCGUAUGACAUCCUCGGCAUUUCAAGGAGCGCCGAUGAAAAAGCUAUCUCUAGGCACUACAAGCGUCUCUCUCUUAUCUAUCACCCCGACAAGAUUCGACCAGAUCCUGCGAAGAAUGAGACUAUUGAAAUGCUCAACGAGCGUUUCGUUGAGCUGACCAAAGCCUACAAAGCGUUGACAGAUGAGGAAGUUCGCAACAACUACAUCCAAUACGGUCACCCAGAUGGCAAGCAAAGCUUCAGCAUUGGUAUUGCACUUCCGCAGUUCAUUGUCACCGAGGGCAAUGGCAAAUACGUUCUGCUGGUCUAUGGCGGCUUGCUCGGUGUGCUCCUACCUUACAUCGUUGGCAAGUGGUGGUAUGGCUCGCAGCGAUACACCAAAGAGAAAGUCCUCGUCGCUAGCGCAGGAAACAUCUUCCGGGAAUACAAAGAUGGUCUCACCGGGGGCGGAAUCAUCGGUGCUCUGUCCUCUGGCGAUGAGUUCAAGGAAAUGCUCAAGGGCUUACAAGCAGAAGCUGGGUUGGCAAAGCUGGAGAAGAUGGUAUUGGCAGAUGAUGCCACGUUCCUGUCUUCCGCAGACCGUGAAAAACUCAAGGAACUGGAUGAUUCCACCCGGCGGAAGGCGCUCGCGUUAUUGUGGGCUUACGUCGGCCGCAUUGAUUUGGAUGACGCUACACUCAACGGAGAAAAGUAUGAGGCUGCCCCUAUUGCACUCUCUUUGACUGAAGCAUUCACGGCUAUUGCUCUUGCCUUCGGUAACCUUCGUCCAAUCCUGGGCUCUUUCCAAGUUUCUCAAAAUAUAAUCCAAGCCAUCGCCCCGGGAUCAUCUCCGCUCCUUCAAUUGCCCUACUUUACCGAUGAGGUUGUCAAGUCUAUCGAAGGCGAAGAUGCCAAAACUCACUACACCGUCCAAAAGUUCAUGGGCCUCCCUGAAGAUAAGCGACGCAGCCUCACAAUUGGCGCAGGUCUUUUAUCCGAAAAACAAUACGCAAGUGCUAUCUCUGUUGCUAAACAACUGCCUGCUUUCGAAGUCUCCAAAGCGUUCUUUAAGGUGAUGGGAGAAAAGGUUAUCACGCCAAGCAGCCUUGUCCAGCUAGUUGUGAAAGCCCGUUUCAUCCCGCCAGGCUAUUCGAACGUCCCCGAAGUAUCCCCAGCCGAUCUUGAAGAUGUGGACCCGGAUGAGGAUGAUCUUGACGCUCUCAUGGGCCGGAAGUCUACCAAGACCAAGAAGCUCGCUAACGGUGAGAAGGUGGAGAGUAAGGUGGAAACCAUCCAACCGCCACUUGCCCAUGCACCAUACCUGGCCCGUGAUCACUCUCCUCGGUGGCAUGUUUUCUUGGCCGAUCCCAAGCAGGGCAAGAUGGCUGUGCCACCAUUCACCUUCACCACCUUUGAUAAGCCCUUGUUCGACGAAUCUGGAAAGCCUACAUUCAACGUUCAGACCCUCAAGAUGCAGUUCCAAGCUCCUCCCCAGGUGGGAGAUUUCACUUUUGUGAUGCACUUGCUUUGCGACAGCUACCUCGGUCUUGAUACGAAGAUGGAAGUCACGCUGCACAUUGAUGAUCCCGCUAAAGCAGCUGCCCUGGAGGAAGAAGAUGAUAUCAGUGAACCCGAUGAAGGUAAAUCUUUGUCCUCGCUGGAUACCACAUUCAUGCCUAAAGGUAACGCUAACUCACUAUUAACUGCAGAUUCUAUCGCCGGUCAAAUGCAGGCCUUGAAGACAGGCCAACCGCCUAAGAAGAAGGCCAAGAAGGCAGACGAUGAGUCCAGUGAUGAAGAGAGUGAUACAGACGGCGACGCAGGAGAUACCAGCGACACCAACACUGAGACCGACAUUGACGAUUAAGCGGUCCAGUGGGUGAUGAAAGGGAACAAUGACCGGGAAAAAUUAAUAAAAAGAGCUAUUAAAAAAAAAGACACUUCAAUCAGAUGAUACAAGAAGGCGAUAUUAGUCGAAGAUGGUACGGCGCCAAAAGGAGAUUUGCAGAGACGAGAUGACGAAUUUCUUCCUCAUCUAUCCUUAGGAUAUCUCCUUUCGCUUUGUUUUACUACAUAUGUCGGGGUUGUUUCCUCUUGCUUACUACCUGUUAGAUUAUGCAUUAUAUCCGGGAGUUCAUACCUUUGUCUUGUGGAGUCUCGUUGUGGUCUCCUGCGAAUCAAUCCUUGGAGCGAAAGUAGCGAUGGAUGUAGUUCUGUUACCAAUACCCAUCAUAUUCGUCUACUUACGCAAGCUAGAUUGUAGAGAGUAACUACUGUACCUCCUUUUCGGCAUUAGAUAAGGGAGAGUGUGGCUACAACAAACCAUUUUUGACUAUUGCAUUUUACGGGGCCUUGUGUUUCUGGCAGUGGUGGUCAGCGACUACGAGUAAAGUCACAUCGUUUUUUGUUCCCUAGACCAAUAGUAUAUAC